AUGCCAGCUCAGCAGAAGAAAAUUAUCUUUUGCGUGGCCGGGGUGCUGAGCUUUGCCUGCGCGCUGGGGACCGCGGCAGCCGUGGGCACGCAGCUGUGGGUGAAGGGGACGAUACUCUGCAAGACGGGAGCCCUGCUCGUCAACGCCACCGGCCAGGAGCUGGAGAAGUUCAUUGGCAAAAUCCAGUACGGGCUUUUCUACGGCGAGCGCGUGCGGCAGUGCGGGCUCGGGGGGAGACCUUUCCAGUUUUCAUUUUUUCCAGAUUUGCUCAAAAUUAUCCCUGCAAGUAUCCAUGUUAGUGUCAUUCUCUUCUGUACAGUACUGAUCAUCUUUGCUCUGGUGGGAGCAGGUUUCUUCAUGUUCAAUGCUUUUGGCAGCCCUUACGAAACCCUGCACGGCCCCGUCGGGUUGUACCUCUGGAGCUUCAUCGCCUGUAAGUACCGGCCGCCCUCGCAUCUCUCCUCUGUUUCAGGUUCCUGUGGCUGCCUCAUCAUGAUCCUCUUCUCUUCAGAAGUGAAAAUACACCACCUCUCAGAGAAAAUUGCUAAUUUCAAAGAGGGAAGUUUUACAUUCAAGACUCACAGCGAACAGUUUGCGAAUUCAUUCUGGAUCAUCCUGGUUUGCUCCCUGGUGCACUUCCUGAACGCCUUGCUGAUACGAUUUGCUGGAUUUGAAUUUCCCUUUUCAAAAUCAAAAGAUUCUGGGACAACCACUGGAGCGGCUGACCUGAUGUAUUAG
Molecule: messenger RNA, 738 nt
Organism: Charadrius vociferus (killdeer)
Lineage: Eukaryota; Metazoa; Chordata; Aves; Charadriiformes; Charadriidae
Gene: CLRN1
Product: clarin 1
Exons: 3
Coding region: 1-738 (245 amino acids)
Biological process (GO): sensory perception of sound; equilibrioception
Source: RefSeq, a predicted model, not a curated record